AUGUUUGGAACCGUGGGCCCGGCGGAACUCGUGGACCCGGAUCUGCAUCAGCAUCUGGUACCGGAGCUGGAGUACCAAGUGCACACGGUGGACCGCAGCAGGGAACUGGAAGCCAAAGAAUCCCGAGCGGACCAGCUGGUGGUCCUCAGCCGUUUGGCCGCAUUCCCAAACGUGAACGUGUUGACCAGGAUGGACCGGAUUCCAAGAGAACACCUCAGAGCAGUGUUGGCGCUAGUUCGGACUCCUUCGCGCCUUUCGCCACAAUGAAUAUCCAGCUGAACAUGUUUGAUCUGGACAUCUCCCGUAUGGAUAAAGUCAUCCACAAGGUGCUCUUCCAGGUCACCAUGAUAUUACCAAACGGUAAAUCAUAUGAAAUCAAUGAAGGCGUUGCAGCGGCCGUUGGAGAGUACGUUUUUGAGAAAUCUAUUCCAGUUAACCUAAAUUUUUUUCAGCGUAAACCGCCAGAUUCGCAGACGAGCUCAAUGGGUGUUGUUCAACACGUGGUUCAAAAAUAAUGCGAUGUUGUUCAAAGGAAAAACAGAUCCGUCGGUCGCCGCCUACGAUUGCGCGGAGAUGAUUUACAUCGGAAGUCAGAACUACGCGGGUGGUGUGGAGGAACACAUUUGUGAAUUCCAAGAGAGCGAUUUCUCUCCGGACGAUUGGACGGUAGUGACUCGUCUGUCUCGUCGCAGGAACCCGAAGUUCUCCGUCAGGAUCAAGGCCGUCGGACAGGUCAGUGAUUUUUAACGUAGAAAGACUAUAUUUUGAAAAAAAUCUACAAAAAUUGUCAUCAAUAUGAGGGUUUUUCUCAUUUUAAUAAAACAUUGUCAGCAAAAUGUCCGUUUCCAGUUGUUCACUCGUGGACGGGAGGCUCUGACCGAAGAGAACAGACCUGAGCUCACCCGUUGCAUCGAGACAGUCACCAAUCAAAUUUUGCACGACGGAAGUUUCCACCUGUACGCCGCAGCAACCUUCCCGGUUUCUGGGGCUCGCUUGUCGGAGCCGGAUGAUGUUUCUGAAAUCAGAGCAGGCUUCACCAAAGUCACCAGAGUUCUGCCAGGCCGCACGGAUGUACCGGACGUCAUUAUGACUAUCGAUACUGCAAGAUCUGCAUUCUUUAAGCCGAUUCCCGCUCUGAAAUUUUUGUGCAACAAAUUUGAAGAGCUCACCGGAACUGGAGGACGAUAUCGUGGCGGUGGAGGUCGGGGAGGGCAUGAUCGUGGUAGUCACGAUCGUCGUGGAGAAGAUCGGCGUGGCGGAUACAAUCGAAACAGUUACGAUCGUCGUGGAGGAGACACUCGCCAUGACGAGCAAAGAUAUGAUCGUUGGGAUGGCGUUAACGAAGCUCAUGUCCGUAAUUUGGAGAAGGCGUUCCGUGACGGUCAAAUGCUGGAUGGAGUUGUUGAGGCGCUGAGCAAAGCGAUGCGAUGGAUUGAAGUGAAUCCAACUCAUCUGAACCAAACGCAAGCUAACAGAACCCAAAAAAUGGAUCGUCUUUUCGAUGGAAAUGCAAUGAAGUAAGUCAACUCGAUUUUUUUUUCGGUGUGCGUUAAAUGUCCAUGCAGUUAACUUUAACGCCGGUUUUGUUUUAGCUGGAUUAAAAAUUUCGUAGAAAUCGCACCCUUCUGAAAUUAAGACGCAUUACCAGUUUCGCUUAUCACCAAAAGUGGUGGAAGGGGGGGUAACUUUAACAGUGUAAUUUAUCGAAAAGUAGUUUACGUUAGUUAACGUCGUGGUCUUCUACACUUAUAUAAUAUUUAUCUUGUUACAGCACGCGCUUCACACACAAGGACGCUGACGGAAAUGAAACCGAAAUCACCGUGUUCGAAUACUUCCACAAAGUCUAUAAUUAUUCGAUCAAAUAUCCGUACCUUCCCCUCGUGUCUACCAGACGCCUGACUCACGAGGAAUAUUUUCCGAUUGAAUUGCUUUGCAUCUCAGAGGGACAGCGUAUCAAGAACGAUCGGAUGACUGUCAAUGUUCAGUCGCACAUGACUGGAAAGAAUUCAUCUCUACCACGAGAGCACGUGAAACAGACACAAAUGAUACUCCACGAGUUUCUUCGCAUGGAUCACUUGAGAAAUCGUCAUCUGGCGUCGUUUGGAAUCAGAAUGCUAUCAUUCGAUCCGAUAAAGACAGUGGCAAAAAUCCUGGCUCCUGCAUCGAUUCAGUUUGCGGGUCAGACUUACACACCCGAUCCAAAAUUUGGUGUCCGGUUCAACACCAAAGCAAAAUUCGUUGCUCCCGCCAGAAUCAAGAAGAUUGCAUUCCUCAACUCAGACCAUUCGUUCCGUAAUAUUGAGUAAGUUUUUAUUCCCAGAGUCAAUUUAAGAUUUGAAGUUAUUUUCUUACAGUCAAUUGAAAAAACAAUUGAGCCACUACUGCCGGGACCAGGGAAUUGUUGUCGAACGCCCGUCAAAUGACUGGCAAGUCUGGAACUGUCAACCCCAUGACACAAUUAAAGUCAAGGAAAUUAUCGAAACUUGUCUCGAGGAAAAAGUUGACAUUUUGUUCGCCAUAACUGCCGAAAAACGUCCGGAGUUGCACGGUAAGUUAUUUGAAAAUACCUUGCACAAGGUCUUAGAAAAACACAUCUUUAGAUGAAAAUUUUAAGAUGUGCUUCAUUAACAAGAACUUCUCCUCAACUUACUACUCUCUUGACAAAAAACUUCAAUUAGCGCAUUUACAGAUAUUUUAAAAUAUUACGAGGAGAAACUUGGACAGCAGACUAUCCAAGUAUGUACGGAGACGGCGAACAAAUUGGCAAACCAGUCGGGAGGAGCUCAGACCAUCGAUAACGUAAUGAGGAAAUUCAAUUGCAAAUGUGGCGGCACAAAUUUCUAUAUUAGUCUAACGCAUUCGAUGAACCGAAAAGUUGUGUGCUCGGAUCCGAGGAAGUGAGUUAUUUGAGUGAUCCACUAGUAACUAUGAUUUUUACUUUCAGAAUGCAGUCAAAACUUUACGCCAAGACACAGUUUAUUGGUUUUGAACUAAGUCACAGUGGCGCGAGAACUCAAUUCGAAAUCCAGAAAGUAAUCUUCAGUGGCGAUCCGACUGUGGUGGGAGUCGCUUAUUCUCUGAAGAAUUCAACCCAAUUGGGUGGCUUUUCUUAUUAUCAAGACUCUCAAUUGACAAAGUUGCAGUAAGUAUUCCCAGGUAGCUCAACAAAAAAAACUAUUUUUUUCAGGAAGCUGAACGAAAUGUUCCCCACUUGUCUGGAAGGAUAUGAGAAGAGUGCUAGAUGCCUUCCAGAAACAAUCGUCAUUUAUCGAUCCGGAUUGGGUGAAGGCGAUUUUCAGAAGAUCAAAGAGGAACUGGUGGAGAUGAAGAAGGCGGCUUCCGAAAAGAAAGUCGGAUACUCUCCGAAGUUCGUCUUGAUCAUAGCCCAACGACGAUCACACGUCCGAAUCUUCCCGGCAAGCAUUGAAGGAACGAAGCCAAACGAGCAGAACGUCCCAUCGGGAACAUGCAUUGACUACACAUCAGGACAAGGGCUCGACGAGUUCAUAAUGACCUCGCAAACCCCGUUGAUCGUAUGUUUUUACUUUCUUAAAACACUCGUGAAUUUUUUUAAUUUCAGGGUACGGUCCGUCCAACGCGGUUUACAGUACUCGUGAAUGAGCCUCAAUGGUCGAAAAACGAGAUAAUGAACACGACUUAUCAACUUUCGUUCGGACAUCAGGUUUCAUACCAGCCUCCCUCCGUCCCCGACGUUUUAUACGCGGCGGAAAAUCUUGCUAAACGUGGAACCAAUAAUUUCCGCACGCACUCGUGAGAAACACAAAAUUAAUCUCCCGAAAAAGCAGAAUUGUUUUCAGACAUCUCGAAAACCUCAGCCUUAUUCCUGCCCUACUUGCCCAGAGGAAAUACGGAGAUGUGAUCGAUUUCAACGUGCCCGAAGAAUUUGCGAAGCUGAUUAUUGAUGAAGUUUCGACCACUGUCAACGGAAAGACGCUCAAAUGUCGCAACUUCUGGGCUUGA
Messenger RNA from Caenorhabditis sp. 36 PRJEB53466, 3981 nucleotides. NCBI's taxonomy places the organism in Eukaryota, Metazoa, Nematoda, Chromadorea, Rhabditida, Rhabditidae. The record is from the annotation of a GenBank genome assembly.